Molecule: messenger RNA, 1209 nt
Organism: Aspergillus aculeatinus CBS 121060
Lineage: Eukaryota; Fungi; Ascomycota; Eurotiomycetes; Eurotiales; Aspergillaceae
Product: aromatic alcohol reductase
Exons: 2
Coding region: 180-1076 (298 amino acids)
Molecular function (GO): oxidoreductase activity
Source: RefSeq, a predicted model, not a curated record
GUCAUACCUCAACUUCAUAGACGUCACCAAGGUGUGCGGUAGGUGUAUAAGAGCAGAAUACUCACCACAGCAGAAGGGUUUUAUCCACUCACAUCUUCUAUAUAAUUAGCGCAACUGUCGCUGUCCAUUGACCAAGAAAAGCAAAGAAAUAACCCGUUUGAGUCCAACCUCUGAUCAUCAUGGCUGCUACCAGGGUAGCUCUUGUCGGAGCUUCUGGCAAUCUUGGGCCGGCGAUUCUAUCCGAGCUACUGACGGGCGGUUUUGAUGUCACGGUCCUCACCCGGCAGGACAGUGGCAGGGAGUUUGAUUCAAGAGUUCAUGUUGCGAAAGUUGACUAUUCGUCUCUCGAGGCCCUUCAGGCGGCGUUAGCUGGCAAGGAGGUGGUGGUAAACACUCUAGGAGUUGGCUCUGUUCCCCGGGAUGUUCAUCUCCGCCUGGUGGAUGCCGCAGUAGCCGCGGGAGUCAAGCGUUACAUUCCCUCCGAGUUUGGAUCUCACACUACCCACCCGGCAACGGCAAGGCUUCCUGUCUUCGCCGACAAGGUUGCGGUGCAGAAACACCUCCGGCAGAAGGCGUCCCAUUCCGCGGAUUUCACAUACACGCUGCUGUUCAACGGCCCCUUCCUCGAUUGGGGACUGAAAGUGGGCUUUCUGUUAAAUCUCGCUGGUCCUGUGGCUACCCUCUACGAUAAUGGUGAGAGGAGAUUUAGUACGACCACCACGAGCGCGGUGGGCCAGGCCGUGGUGGGGAUCAUUAAGAACCUUCCCGCGACGGCCAACAAGGAGGUGUUCGUCCAUCAAGCUGUGGUCUCCCAGAGGGAGUUGCUGGCUCUCUCCGGCAAGCAUCUGGAGACCAAGGCUGUCUCAACAUCCGACCUGGAACAAGAGGCGUCGGCGGAGCUGGCUAAACCCAACCCCAACUUUCAUGCGGCUGCCGUUGGCUUCUUGCGCCGAGCAAUCUUUGGCGAAGGAUUUGGAAGCCACUUCAAUUCAAGUAAUCUUUCCAAUGAGACGUUUGGGGUGCGACCGCUGUCGGAGAAUGAGCUUCGCGAACUGGUCGCUCAGUGUGCGCGUUAAGCUUUGCCUUUAUCCUGCAUUCUCCGGGUGCGUGUCUAUUAGAAUCACGCUGACUAGGCUGCUCGGCUAGGGCGCCGAUGAUUCAUGCCGACAGGCGUCGACUUUUAUGCCAUAACUCUUUUGCAGGUUGGAA